AUCACAUGACUGUAAGAUUUUUAAGGAAGUGACUUUUAAGGAACGCGUGGAAACUGUGAGAAAUCAGUGUGUUAAAAAGGUGUGUAUUUCAGACAUGGAGAUCAGCUUUGUGUUGCUGUGCGUGAUGCUGGUAGCCAGUGUCACACCAGCGUCUGCUGCAGCACAGCCAGGUAUCAUAGAGCGCCUCCUAUUGGCCACCCACCAGCGUCCCUGGCUCUGGGGUAUCUAUGUCUUCACUGUUGGACUUCCCAUCAUUCUCUUUAUUAGCUUCAUGUGGCCUGACAAGAGGUUUGGACCCCCUGAUCAAGAGUAUUACUACAAGAAGUCUGAUGAUGCUCAACCAGAUGAUCCAGAGUUCUCAAAGCUGAUAGAAUCAGGGGAUAUCAAAGAAAAACCUGACAGAACUGCAACAAGGAAGAGAGACAUUCAUGGUAACCAGAAGUCUGACUUAGACCUGGAGGAUAAUUGAACAGUGCAGCGACCUCAGGGGACAAAGCCACCACCAACAUGCAAGAAGAUGCCGGGCAAUCACAUCUAUGGCCAGUUGUAUUUGAUGACUGGACAAAACUACACAGUGUGAAGGCAACAAUGUCUGAGCACUGACUGUAGUAUGUUUUUUCUUAACUGACAUGAUGUUAGAAUAGUUUGAAUUUCUGAAUUUAUACAUGUAAAAUAAUAUUUCUAAAUGUUCCUAAUGAAUGUGUUAAAGCUCACACGCUGCCAAAAACUAUAUAUUGUCUUGUCUCUGCCUAUUAAAUGGAAUCAAGGACUUUUCUCAGGGUACAGCCUCAGAGGUUACAUAAUGUAAUACACAAUGUCAGAUGGCUGUGUAUGGAGCUAGUGCCACCACCUGAUGGCUGCUGAAGGCACUUAAUAAAAAGUUCGCUUUAACAAAAUG
Morone saxatilis (striped sea-bass) is the source of this 898-nucleotide messenger RNA. RefSeq names its product calnexin-like. The record is from RefSeq and is a predicted model, not a curated record. Lineage: Eukaryota; Metazoa; Chordata; Actinopteri; Moronidae. Bases 95 to 469 code for a protein of 124 amino acids. The transcript is spliced from 6 exons.